AUGUCGGACUUUACCGAAGCCAACCGGAAAUACUUUGAUAACCUUGCUGCUACCUACAAGGGCCGUUUUGCAGAUGCAUCGAGAAUGUUGGCAUCACAGACCGUGCAGCAUCGAAACUGGAUCAGUGAACGAUGGACUGAUACAGAAGCCGGAAAGAACAAAGAAGUCAAAAUGCUUGAGUAUGCAUGUGGGCCUGGGGUUGUCUCCAUGAGCCUGGCCCCGUUUGUCACGCAAAUCAUUGGAAUCGAUGUUUCGGACAACAUGAUUGCUGAAUUCAAUCAAAAUGCUAGCUCUCUUGGUCUGGCAAACAAAGUGGUUGGCUACAAAGCAGAUUUGCUUGCAGAGAACGCUCCCGCCCAGGAGAUUGAGUCUGCGUGUGCCAAUCUGGACAUGGUGACCGUCAGCAUGGCUCUCCACCAUUUUGAACAUCCAGACACUGCUAUUAAGCGCCUGACAGAGCGCUUAAACAAGGGCGGAGUGUGCUAUAUUAUAGAUCUCGUGGCACAUGCCGAUGCUCAUGGCCAUGAACACGAGAAACACAAGCAUGAGUUUGCCCAGGCGGCUCACACCAUCAAGACGCAUGGGUUCUCUUGUGAGGACAUGCAGGGGCUCUUUGAAGAGGCUGGGCUCACUGGAUUUAAAUACGAGGUCUUACCUGAGCCUCUUACGUUCAACAUGGAGGAGCGAUCUUUUUCCAAGACUGUGUUUGUUGCUCGGGCCCAGCGUGCAUAG
This is a messenger RNA of Penicillium salamii, 732 nucleotides long. Lineage: Eukaryota; Fungi; Ascomycota; Eurotiomycetes; Eurotiales; Aspergillaceae. The record is from the annotation of a GenBank genome assembly.